GUUUCGAAAAAAAAAUAUGAAAAUCGGUCCUUACUUGAAAUAAUAUGAUACUUUACUGCUGAGAAGUUUCAAUUUUUAUGCAUUCAAUUAGUUUAUUCAUUAAUUAAAAUGGACCUGAAGUAUCAGAAUAGUAUCUUGAAACCUCCUCCCGAUUUCUCAUUCCCCUUUCCACCCUACAGCAUACAGAAAGAAUUCAUGAGUACCCUUUACGAAGUUUUGGAAAAAGGGCAAUGUGGAAUUUUUGAAAGUCCAACGGGAACUGGCAAAUCACUGAGUAUUAUUUGUGGAGCUUUGCGAUGGCUUUGCGAUCACGAUACGCGGAACAAAGAAGAUUUGAAAAAGAGUAUCGAAUUGCUGGAAAAAGAACUAUCCAAAUUUGAUUUCGACGCCGGAGCUGAUUGGUUGACGGUGCAGUCAAAUCAGGCAGUUGUCAGUCGUGAUAAAAUUGAGUUACAAGUGAAACUACAAUGUAUUGAAGAUAACGAAAAAUUUAUUCAAAAAAUUAAAGAUGAUUUUGAAAAAGAACGUUUGUUGAAGGAUAAAAAAGCGCCCUGUAUAACUCGUAAAUUAACUCCUUCGUUGUCCGAAACUAGUGAUAAUGACGAUACCGAUAUGUUAUUAGAAGAAGUGCAAAAUGACGACGCCGACAAAAGUGAAUCCGAAGAUGAAACAGAAAACGAAUAUGAACCUACGAAGAUUUAUUUCUGCAGUCGUACUCAUUCGCAGUUAUCUCAGUUCAUUGGAGAAAUAAAAAAGACCCCUUAUAAAGAUAAUAUUCGCGUCGUACCUUUAGCGUCCAGACAAACAUUAUGUAUUAAUCCUGAUGUGAAGAAACUUAGAACAAUUUCAUUAAUCAACGAAAGGUGUUUGGAGUUACAAAAAAAUAAAACCAGCAAAGCUACCCAAACUGGAUCAUCGAAACAAGUUAUUAAAAAAAAGAAAUGUUCUCACAGUUGCCCUUUCAAUAAUACUACUUCAGUUAAGCAGUUGAGUGAACAAAUUACCAUUGAAGUGAAAGAUGUAGAAGAAUUGGUGCAUUUGGGUCAAAAGAAUACAGCUUGUCCUUAUUAUGCUGCGAGAGCUGCAGUUAGAUUAUCUCAACUUGUUGUGGUACCUUAUAACACACUACUUCAUAAAUCAACUCGUGAAGCGUCAAAAAUAAAACUGAAAGAUAAUAUUGUCAUCAUAGAUGAAGCUCAUAAUUUAUUAGAUGCCAUUGGUAAUAUGCAUAGUUCUUCGGUCACUGGUAAUCAGCUUUGUUUAUGUCAUAAUCAACUAACUCAAUAUAAGAAUAAAUACGAAAAACUAUUCAGCGCUAGUAAUUUAUUAUACUUGAAUCAAUUAAUUUACGUCAUCGGUCAAUUAAUAUCAAUAAUAGGUGGUAAAGGUGGUUGUAAUCCCGCUGAGGGUAGUGGAAAAACAAUCGACACCAAGAUAUAUACUUUGGUAGAAUUUGUCCAUGUUGUUGAAAUAGAUAACUACAAUUUGUAUAAACUAUUAAAUUUCUGUCAAAAGAGCAAACUUACUCGCAAGCUUCAAGGAUUUGCUGAAAAGUAUCAAAAUAUCGUGACUCCAGUGGUGAAACAAGAAAUAGGACUAAAGGCAUUUUUAAAAAAUAUUUCAACUAAAAAUAAUCAAGCGCCAGAAGUUCCUGCUGCUCCGCAAACUCAAGUGAAUGCCGAAUCAAAUAAUCCGAUUCUAAUUGUACUAUCCUUUAUCGAAUCGUUAACCAAUCAUUGCGAAGAUGGAAGAAUUAUUUGUUCUCGUCAAGCAACGGUUGGUAAAGGAUCACUUAAAUUUUUACUCCUUAAUCCUGCUGCUCAUUUUGAAGACAUCGUAAAAGAAGCAAAAUCAGUUAUAGUUGCUGGUGGAACUAUGCAACCAAUUUCAGAAUUCAGAGACCAGCUGUUUAAAAACGCCGGAGCUGAGCCAUCUCGAAUUGUUGAUUUUUCUUGUGGACAUGUCAUACAGCCUCAAAAUAUACUGCCGAUAAUUGUUUGCAGUGGAUCAACAGGAAAACAGUUGGAUUUCUCUUAUCAAGCAAGGGAUACCGUGAUCAUGAAAAAUGAAGUUGGACGUAUUUUGGAUAAUAUGUGUAACGUGGUUCCUGCCGGAAUAGUUUGUUUUUUCCCUUCUUACGAUUAUGAGCAAUCUAUUUAUCAACAUUUAGAAAAAUCUGGGAUCAUCGAGAAGCUAUCUAAAAAGAAAAAAAUUUUUAGAGAACCCAAGAAAACCAGCGAAGUUGACAAUGUUCUUGCUGAGUAUGCAAAAGUUAUCCAAUCCGAUAAAGAGAAUUGUAAUAAGAAACCUAAUGGAUGUUUAUUGUUCAGCGUUAUUGGUGGAAAAUUAAGUGAAGGAUUAAACUUCAGUGAUGAUCUUGGACGCUGCGUUAUUGUAGUUGGUCUACCUUACCCGAACAUUAAAUCAGCCGAACUUCAAGAAAAAAUGAGCUUUUUAGAUAAAACUGCUGGACCAGGAAGCGGACAAAUGCAUUACGAAAAUUUAUGUAUGAAAGCCGUUAAUCAAUCCAUUGGUCGAGCUGUACGUCAUAAAGAUGAUUACGCCACAGUUCUUCUACUUGAUCAUAGAUAUUCUCGUCCUCAUAUCCAAUCAGCUCUACCUAAAUGGAUGAAACCUUCUUUACAAACGUGCGAGAAAUUCGGUCCAGUUUUCAGUGCUGUAACGAAAUUUUUCAAAUCCAAAAGAGAAAAUCCAUGAAAAAACCCGAUGAAGCUUUUUGGUUUUCGACAUACCGGUGAAUUGCUCAUAAUAUUGUGUUACGUAAAUGCUUUCCAGUACCUAUUUUUUUUACCUUGAUUUUUUGAAUAUUUUUACAGUCUUUUAUUAAACAUUUUAUUUUUUGCAAUUUUUACUAUCAUGAUUCAUGAAGUGUU
This is a messenger RNA of Planococcus citri (citrus mealybug), 2894 nucleotides long. RefSeq names its product ATP-dependent DNA helicase DDX11. Bases 109 to 2718 code for a protein of 869 amino acids. The transcript has 16 exons. The record is from RefSeq and is a predicted model, not a curated record. NCBI's taxonomy places the organism in Eukaryota, Metazoa, Arthropoda, Insecta, Hemiptera, Pseudococcidae. Gene Ontology annotation, molecular function: ATP binding; hydrolase activity, acting on acid anhydrides, in phosphorus-containing anhydrides; DNA binding. Gene Ontology annotation, biological process: establishment of sister chromatid cohesion; nucleobase-containing compound metabolic process. Gene Ontology annotation, cellular component: nucleus.